AUGGCAAAUGUUACUAUGGGACACAUGUUCGCGACUGAGUCAGCCUGGUGGAUGCCUAGCGACCAAGUCAAGACAGUGGUCUACACGGUGAUUCUGGUCUUUGCUGCUCAGGGUUUCCUGUCAAUGUGGAGGACUCCCGAACGACGGAGGCCUGUUUCGCAGCAGGAGCAUCCCUGCGCCCUGCCGGAGGAGGACUCGACAGUGGACAGUGCCCCCAAAUCAGGGGUUGACAAGACUACGAUCGUCGAGUCGCCCAAGAGCGACGCUGCACCGGCUGCGCCGAGAGUUCCCAAGGGGACACCAAACUCAACUCCUGCUGACAGCACUUCAGGUGAUGGUGGAACAGCACCGAGCGCGACCUCUACAGACUCCGCAGACCCCAAGCAGGCUCCAACUACUACCACGCCGGAUGAUGCGGUGCCGAAAGGAGGCCAGAUAUCCACCACGGCUACACCCAAGUCACUGGGGCCUGCCACACCGGCGACUGUGACCCCCAGCAAGGCGGCUUCGGCCCCACCGAUCACGGCACAGCAGCUCAUGGCAGCCAUGAGCACGAUGCACGGCGAUGUCAAGAUGUCCCAUGUGGACCUGAAAGGGCUCAUUGCCACGGUCAGCGAGCUCAAAUCGUCUAUCGGGGCUCUGCAUGACAUCCCUGCCCGGGUGGCGUCGAUCGAGAAGAUCCUUGGCGCCUUGGCUGGAAAGCUUGGACCUAUGGCGGCCAACACGGACAGUACCCAGAAAGCCGUUGAUGUUGGCUUCAAGGAGAACGUAAAGCUUCUCAGCUCGAUCUCCUCGAAUGUCCGCGGACAUCGCGAAGACGCCCAGCAGGAGGCCAAGGACUUCCAUGCCGAGCAGGGACAAUGGCUUAACAGCACGGAAGCAAAGCUGGUGGACGGCAUCAAGGAGGUGCUCAAGAAGAUCACCAACACUGACUUCAACUCCUCUCAGGUCUACAACCAGAAACUCGAGGGGAUCGCCUCGGAAAUACUGGCGGCCUUGAACUUCACCCAGGGUGAGGUCGCGGACUUGAAGCAGUCGCUUGCUUCCACCAGUGAGGAGGUGCACAGCAUCAAGGAGAUGUGCGAAAGGCCUGUGUUGGCACACAACCCGCCGACCUACAGGGCCCCAACGUUCCACUCCCACCAAGACAUCCCGCCGGCGCCUCACUACGAUGCUCGCCAACGCGUGAAUCUACAGCAAGCGCUGCCUCUUGGUAGCUCUGAAGGGAUUACCGUGAAUCCCGACGGUCGCAGCCUCAACAUUCCGCUGCGUUAG
Molecule: messenger RNA, 1275 nt
Organism: Symbiodinium sp. CCMP2592
Lineage: Eukaryota; Dinophyceae; Suessiales; Symbiodiniaceae
Source: the annotation of a GenBank genome assembly